Ectocarpus siliculosus is the source of this 2046-nucleotide messenger RNA. The record is from the annotation of a GenBank genome assembly. Lineage: Eukaryota; Phaeophyceae; Ectocarpales; Ectocarpaceae.
AUGAGACCUCUCCAUCACGCCAUUCGCGAGGUGGUGCGUUUCGGGAAGGUGGACGUUCAGCAGGUUGGUGGGCGACGGCGUAUGGGAGGCCUCUCGCUCGCAUCGACCGUAGACAGGAGGAAGAAGGACGGCGUUGAUGCCAGGCGGCCGACAGCGGCGAUGGAGCUAAAGCGGGCCGCGGAGGUGCAGAAGUGCGCCGAUAAGGGGUGGAAGAGCGCGCUAAUCUGUCUCGGAAACAUGCGCAAGGGAGGCGUUGCUCCCGGGUCGUCGGCGUACAACGUCGCCCUGAAGGCGUGCGCAGGGGCGGGGGAGUGGGGCCGUGCGGCCGCGCUCGUGGAGGACAUGCAGGGCUCCGGCGCAAUCCCUGACGAGACCAUAGUAGCGGAGAUCAGGGCGGCUGGCGACAAUGUCGUUGUGAUGGAACUUGGGGACAAUGACGACUUGUCGUGCGAUUCUGGUGGUGAUGUGUCGUCUGUUCUUUCCGGUGCCGCGAGAAACAAGGGGGGGGAGAGCGGUGGAGGCAUCCAAGAUGCCGCGUGGCCCUCCCGGCGACCAACGAACAGCAACAACAGCACGGGUACGAGCGGCGGCGGUGACUUUGGCAGCGCUGCCACCAGGGGCUCGUCAGGGAGAUCUUUGGGCAGCAUCGCGUGGGGCGGGCGUCGAUGGCGCAGCCAACACGAUGAAAACGAAGAUGAAAACGCCUCCUCGGCGUCUCCUGCGACAAGGGGGGUCCGUGUUGUCAAGGAGGGGGGGUCACCGGCGUGGUCAUCCGUGGCUUCGGCCCCCUUCGCGGGGUCUUGGGGGGACGAUUGAGAGCAAGCUUCAGGCCCCCUUUGUCCCUGCUGUGAUAGAUGAAAUGUUCUUUGGGUACGAUAGUGUGUAGCGUGUGAAGAGUGGUUUGACAGGUGGAGCUUCUUUGGUGGCGUUGUUAUUUUGUUUUUUUCAGCUACACGAGCAGAUAGGGCGGCGUGAUAGUUGAAGUUGAACCACGGUGUGAAGGACUUCCGGUUCGCGAAAGCGUCCCCUCUCGCCGCAUGUGAUUGUGGUUUGUCCGGAAGAGUUGGGAGUUGUUUUACGUGUUGGUUUUGUGAAGCUCGCGUUGUGACCGUUCGCACCGUGGUGUGUCCACCCUUGCCCUAGCUUGGGUGGGGUGGGUGAGUCGGACAUCACUCGGGGAGGACGGGAUACCGAGUCUUGCCACGCCUUAGCAUCCCUACCUGGCCGAAAUGCCGAGACGAGGCGCUUUCGUCGAUUAACGGGAAUUGUUGCUUUCCUCCUCCAAAGCAUGAAUCUCUGCGAGAGAUGUCCAGCGAGCUGCAGCUAUGGUGAUCUUCCUCCGCCAGGAGGCCGAGGAGGGUGUGUGGGGAUUCUCGGUGAGACCUGAACUAUGAACUGAAGUCUUACCAUCGGACGUUGGAUAGCGACCCACGGCAGUUCAGACCCGUCGCCGAGAUCGGGUUGGUGGGACUGUUGUUGUUGUUGGUUGCCGAGAUCCUAUCGUUGUCUGCUGUCCUUGAAUGAUUGUAUUCGGGGGGCGAUGGAAUUUGGCCCACCCUCACAUGGGGCGCAACACCCAUAGCAUAGCAUAGCAUAGCAUAGCAUAGCAUAGCAUAGCACAGCACAGCAUAGCAUACCAUGCCAUCAGGCGAUCGGUCUGAUGGCUUGAACUAUGGUGUGGUUUUUGAGUCCCGCCCAAGGGCAGGCCGAGUGGUAGUCACCGGGCGCGGGGUGGGGUGUUUUCUUAGAUGCCUUGAGGGCGACCCAAAGGUGUCAUGAACAGUGGGCGCCGCCACCAAAGCGCAAGCACAAGUCGUAAGAGGCGUUCGCGAUAGGCAGGAGGGUGCCCUCCGGUAGCCUUCGCAAGGGUAUGUAUCUUGGUCUUAGUAGUAGGGGGGUUAGGGUUAAGUGUAAGGGAUAGGGAUACGAAACCCCCUCUACUCUCAUAAAUUAAUUUUUAAUCCUCGAGAAGGCUGCCCGGCUUGUAUGAUGUGGCCAAAGCAAAGUAUUCCUACCUUACGUAUAACUUUCUCGUAUGGUCUGGUU